GGAAAGCACCAUGACCAAUGACAAGGAUCAGUUCGAAUCGCUGGGGAACAUCAAAGCUGAGGCUUUCAAAGUUCCAAGCUGGGCAACUGGGCCUGGGUUCCCAAGCUCAGACGAGAAGUUGGGAGAGAGCUCGAAAUCUCGGCAUCGACCUGCCACACCUGAAGCGCCGGAAGAUGCCCAGCAUGGGAAUCCCAGCGACGUGAGCGAGGAUGAAGAGGAAGUCUGGGAGGAUGCCGAAGAGUCUGUGGCUAUGGAAGGCGUUACUACCCGUCUCUUCUCCAAUGGCGAGCUCGAGGCUCUGAUCUCGAAAGCCGUCGAUUUCAAGACGAAGGGGAACACCUGCUUUCAAGCUAAACCGCCGGAUCUCGAUAAUGCCAUAUCCUACUACAAACAGGCUCUAGAUUGUCUGCCCGCUGUUGACAAAUCCUCAGACCUGACAACGUCUCGAACACCUUUACCAACCUCCAGUGGAAGUGGGAUUCAGGAGAUCACAGACGAGGAGGCAGAAGCGAUCCAAGAGUCUGAAAAGACCACCCCCGAAGCCGAGCAACGGAAAGCCUUGGAAAUUGAGCUGAAGGACUGUACAAAAGCCUGCUGGGGAAACCUAGGUGCCUGCUACAUAGCCAAGAACGAUGACAAGGAGGCAGUCGCAGCAUGUACAGCAGCACUCGAGGUGGACUCUCUAUAUGUCAAAGCCCUCCAGCGACGCGCUGCAGCGAAUGAACGCAUAGCCUCUUGGAGCUCGCUUUCAUCAGCUCAGACGGAUUAUGAGAUGCUCAUCAAAAUCGUCGGCACGCAAAGCUCCCAGGCUUCUUUGUAUCGUCAAAAGGUCGCCGGUCUCGGGGACAGAAUCAAGGUUCAGCAGGAGAAGGAGAAGGACGAGAUGCUAUCCAAACUGAAGGAUUUAGGCAACAGCCUGUUGGGCAACUUUGGCCUGAGUACAGACAACUUCAAGUUUGAUCAGCAAGAAGGAGGCGGGUACAGCAUGAGAUUUGAACGUUAAAGAGGUUCUCCUCUGCUCACAAUCACAUCGAUGAGACA
Messenger RNA from Kockovaella imperatae, 1041 nucleotides. RefSeq lists its product as hypothetical. Gene Ontology annotation, molecular function: protein binding. Bases 11 to 1003 code for a protein of 330 amino acids. Lineage: Eukaryota; Fungi; Basidiomycota; Tremellomycetes; Tremellales; Cuniculitremaceae. The record is from RefSeq and is a predicted model, not a curated record. The transcript has 5 exons.